GAGAGAGAGAGAGAGAGAGAGAGCCAUAGAAGAAUAAAUGGGCACCAACAACAAUCGUUCAAAAUUUUUAAGUCCCAACAAAAGACGUUAAUUAAAGAAACCAAAGGAAUACAGGAGGAGAAAGAGAAAGAAAGAGGUCAGAGAGUGAAGAGACAUGGCAAGGUUGAUGGUGGUUCAGCAACAACACAAGACUCCUCUCUCUCUCCUCCCUUCUUCUCUCUCUGACUUCAAUGGCACCAAACUCCACGCCCAAGUCCAGUUCAAGAAAAGGGACUCUCAGCCAAAAGGAGCAUUGCAAGUUACAGCAUCAAGUACAAAGAAGAUUCUUAUAAUGGGUGGCACUCGGUUCAUUGGUGUAUUUUUGUCAAGACUCCUUGUCAAAGAGGGUCAUCAGGUGACUUUGUUCACUAGAGGAAAAGCACCCAUCAGCCAACAAUUGCCCGGUGAAUCAGAUGCGGAUUACACUGAUUUUUCUUCCAAGAUCUUGCAUUUGAAAGGAGACAGGAAGGACUCUGAUGUUGUGAAAUCUGGCCUCUCAGCUGAAGGCUUUGAUGUAGUCUAUGACAUAAAUGGACGAGAGGCUGAUGAAGUUGCACCGAUAUUGGAUGCGCUACCGAACCUUGAACAGUACAUAUACUGCUCUUCAGCUGGAGUAUAUCUCAAAUCUGAUUUAUUGCCUCACUUUGAGACGGAUGCCGUUGAUCCAAAGAGCAGGCACAAGGGAAAGCUUGAAACUGAGAGCUUGCUAGCAUUGCGAGGAGUUAACUGGACUUCCUUAAGGCCAGUCUACAUCUAUGGACCCUUGAAUUACAAUCCUGUUGAAGAGUGGUUCUUCCACCGAUUGAAAGCCGGUCGCCCUAUUCCGAUACCCAACUCAGGAAUCCAAAUAACACAACUUGGUCACGUCAAGGACUUGGCUAGAGCUUUUGUUCAGGUUCUUGGAAACGAAAAGGCCAGCAAGCAAGUGUUCAACAUCUCUGGAGAGAAAUAUGUCACCUUUGAUGGACUAGCAAGAGCAUGUGCAAAGGCUGGUGGAUUUCCUGAACCUGAGAUCAUUCACUACAACCCCAAGGAGUUUGACUUUGGCAAAAAGAAGGCAUUCCCAUUCCGUGAUCAGCAUUUCUUUGCCUCGGUUGAAAAGGCAAAGAGUGUUCUUGGGUUCAAGCCUGAAUUUGACUUGGUGGAAGGUCUUGCUGACUCCUACAUCCUGGACUUUGGCAGAGGAACAUACAGGAAAGAGGCUGAUUUCUCCACAGACGACAUUAUUCUUGGAAAGAGUCUUGUUCUUCAGAGCUAAACCCUCUUAUCAGCUCUGCUUUAGUUGAUUCAUGUUCUAGUUUUUUUGAUGAAAUUGUCCACAUAAUAAAUCACGCCAAACCUAUAUUAGAAGAGAAAUAUUUCCGCAGGGUAGGUAGUUUACUACGUUUGUUUACCUUAUAAAAAUAUGCUUUCCUUAUUAAAGCUAUGUUAUAAACUAGUCAAAAAGUAGUUACAAAGUAGGACAAAUUACAUUUAUUCACCUGAACUAU
This is a messenger RNA of Morus notabilis, 1529 nucleotides long. Its product is annotated as chloroplast stem-loop binding protein of 41 kDa b, chloroplastic. Gene Ontology annotation, molecular function: RNA binding. Lineage: Eukaryota; Viridiplantae; Streptophyta; Magnoliopsida; Rosales; Moraceae. Gene Ontology annotation, biological process: rRNA processing. Gene Ontology annotation, cellular component: cytosol. The record is from RefSeq and is a predicted model, not a curated record. Bases 155 to 1297 code for a protein of 380 amino acids. The transcript is spliced from 10 exons.